Molecule: messenger RNA, 1085 nt
Organism: Leucoraja erinaceus (little skate)
Lineage: Eukaryota; Metazoa; Chordata; Chondrichthyes; Rajiformes; Rajidae
Product: ubiquitin-associated protein 2-like
Exons: 12
Cellular component (GO): cytoplasm; nucleus
Molecular function (GO): protein binding
Source: RefSeq, a predicted model, not a curated record
GGGGGGUGGGGUUUGUGAGCUUGUUUAGUGCAGUGUGGACUGAGGAGCAGGUUUGUACCUUGUAAAUACUGUUAUUUGUAUAUACUGUAAAUGAUGACAUCGGUGGGCACCAGUCGUGCCCGAGGCAACUGGGAUCAGACACAGACACAGAAUCAGACACAGCAGAAACAGCGGCCACAGGCCACGGCCGAGCAGAUCCGAAUUGCACAGAUGAUUUCAGACCACAAUGACGCCGACUUCGAAGAGAAGGUGAAGCAGCUGAUUGACAUCACGAGCAAAAACCAGGAUGAGUGCAUGAUCGCUCUGCACGAUUGCAAUGGAGACGUCAACAGGGCCAUCAACGUACUCCUGGAGGGGAACCCAGACACGGAUUCCUGGGAAAUGGUGGGCAAGAAGAAGAGCUUGGCGGGACAGAAGGAAGCUGGGCAGACGGAAGGCGGCGGAGGCAGCGGCGGCAGCGAGGAGAACAAAGAGAUUCGCGACCGAGACCGAGAUCGGGACCGGGAGUUCAGCCGGCGGCGUCUGGGAGGCAGCAGGAGAGGGAGGGGGACGAGCCGGGGCAGGGAGUUUCGGGGCCAGGAGAAUGGGUUAGACGGAGCAAAGAGCAGCGGCACCUUUGGCAGGACCUCGGAGAGAGGCAGACGGGGGCGGGGCAGAGGCAGAGGUUUGGGCCGAAGAGGAGGAAGGUUUUCUGCCCAGGGGAUGGGGACGUUCAAUCCCGCCGACUACACCGACCCGGCCGGUGCGGAUGAAUACUACGGCAACGCCACGUGGAACAGCGGCGGCGGCUUCGACACGGACGACGGAACAAGGCUGCAGUUCAGUGGGGGCUCCGGAGCAAAUUGUCCCAGAAAGUUUGAGACUGUGCCUGGUGCUUGGCGGACUGCAACUGAAGAGUGGGGCACGGAUGAUUGGAGUGAAGAUUCAGCACCUUGCAGCAGCUUCCUGACUGCUGAUGACAAAAGGAGCCCUCCCAAAGCAGUUAAUGGCUGCUAUCAGCUGUCCGAGACGAAGAUUUUUACCGCCUCUAACGUCGCAGCUCUCCCUGCAGCCAACGAGACUGUGACAAUCACAGCGGGCCAGAG